AUGUCAGCCCACGCCCUCACCGAGAUAGAACUCCAAACAAUCUCCCAAAAGGCCAUCGACGCCAAGGCCAAAGCCUACUGCCCCUACAGCAAAUUCCGCGUAGGCGCGUGCCUCAUCACAACAAGCGGCGAGUACAUCGACGGCGCAAAUAUUGAGAAUGCGUCGUACCCCGUAGGCGUGUGCGCGGAGAGAGUCGCGUUUGGGAAUGCGCUUAUGCAAGGCCAUAAAUCCUUCAAAGCGAUCGCAGUCGCUACAGACAUCAAACCCGCCGCGAGUCCGUGUGGGAUGUGUCGGCAGUUUAUGCGGGAAUUUACACCCCCGAGUUUUCCGAUAUACAUGUAUGACAAGGAUGGGAAUUACAAGGUUGCGACUAUCCAGGAGCUGUUGCCAGAUUCGUUUGGACCGGAUGAUUUGUUGGCUUGA
Molecule: messenger RNA, 423 nt
Organism: Talaromyces amestolkiae
Lineage: Eukaryota; Fungi; Ascomycota; Eurotiomycetes; Eurotiales; Trichocomaceae
Exons: 5
Coding region: 1-423 (140 amino acids)
Cellular component (GO): cytosol
Molecular function (GO): zinc ion binding; cytidine deaminase activity
Source: RefSeq, a predicted model, not a curated record